CCAUAGCAGAGAUAAAACUCUGGAGUUCAGACUGUGUCUUCUGAGGAGGUCUGUGAUCACGCCCCCACACUCCACCUCAGCCCUGAAAGCAGCCAGCAGGAAAGGAUUCUCUGCUUUUCAGCCAGGGCCUGGGAAGACAUACCUUUCUGUACAUGGGGGCGGAGGAGACGUCUCGACAUAGCCAUCAGUUCAACGGGCCCCCGUUUUACGAGGCCAGGAAAUGUUCACGGGAAGAUAAAUAACAGGGUAAUGAGGGGUUCUUAUAGAAAGUGGUAUUAACUUUAAUGAGGAGAAAACCCUUUGUAAAGGCCAACGCCCACUGGAGCGGAGAUAUAAACCUGGGGUGAGGAGCUGCUUCUCUGCAUCAGGGGGCACCGGGGCUCGAAGACCUAUCACUUGUGUCCGGGCUGCUGAGGCCAUGGCUUCUAAGUGCCUCAAGGCCAGCUUCUCUUCGGGGUCUCUCAAGGGUCUGGGAGGGGCCAGUGGGGGCUCUGCUCGUGUGUCGGCGAUGUACUCCAGCAGCUCUUGCAAGCUCCCGAGCCUCUCCCGAGGGGCCCGGAGUUUCUCCGCAUGCUCGGUCGGGCCUACCAGGAUCAGCUGCAGGCCUGCCAGCUGCCUCCCUGCUCUCUGCCUCCCACCCGGAGGCUUUGCCACCAGCUACAGCCUGGGCGGGGGCUGGUUUGGGGAGAGUGUCCUCACUGGCAGCGAGAAGGAGACCAUGCAGUCCCUGAACGACCGCCUGGCCAGCUACCUGGAGAAGGUGCGCCAGCUGGAGCAGGAGAAUGCCAGCCUGGAGAGCCGCAUCCGGGAGUGGUGUGAGCAGCAGGUGCCCUACCUGUGCCCCGACUACCAGUCUUACUUCCGGACCAUUGAGGAGCUCCAGAAGAAGACCCUGUGCACCAAAGCAGAGAAUGCCAGGUUGGUGGUGCAGAUCGACAAUGCCAAGUUGGCUGCAGACGACUUCAGAACCAAGUAUGAGACGGAGGUGUCCAUGCGGCAGCUGGUGGAGUCAGACAUGAAUGGUCUGCGCAGGAUCCUGGAUGAUCUGACCCUGUGCAAAUCUGACCUGGAGGCCCAGGUGGAGUCCCUGAAGGAGGAGCUGCUGUGCCUCAAGAAGAACCAUGAGGAGGAAGUAAACUCGCUGCGCUGCCAGCUUGGUGACCGGCUCAAUGUUGAGGUGGACGCUGCCCCGCCAGUUGACCUGAACCGUGUCCUGGAUGAGAUGAGGUGUCAGUAUGAGACCCUGGUGGAGAAUAACCGCCGGGAUGCUGAAGAAUGGUUCAACACUCAGACCGAGGAGCUGAACCAGCAGGUGGUGUCCAGCUCAGAGCAGCUGCAGUCCUGCCAGGCGGAGAUCAUUGAGCUGAGGCGCACGGUCAACGCCCUGGAGAUAGAGAUGCAGGCCCAGCAGAGCAUGCGAGAUGCUUUGGAAUCCACCCUGGCGGAGACCGAGGCGCGCUACAGCUCCCAGCUGGCCCAGAUGCAGUGCCUGAUUGGCAACGUGGAGGCGCAGCUGGCUGAGAUCCGGGCUGACCUGGAGCGGCAGAACCAGGAGUACCAGGUGCUGCUGGACGUGCGGGCCCGGCUGGAGGGCGAGAUCAACACGUACCGGGGCCUGCUGGAGAGCGAGGAGGGCAAGCUGCCUGGUAACCCGUGUGCCCCUGACCACUCGCCAGCCAAGUCGUGCCUCCCCUGUCUUCCUGCAGUCUCCUGCGGUCCUGCUGCAGUCCGUACCACCUGCAGCCCCCGCCCCAUUUGUGUGCCCUGCCCGGGGGGCCGGUUCUGAGAGUGACCGGCCCAGAAAGCCGAGGCCAUUGUCUCCAGGGCUGGACUUGGCCUUUUUUCAACCUUAACCCUAAAGCCCCAUCCCCUCUCUCUGUGCAGAGCCCAGGGUGCUAGAGCCGGGCUCCGAGGGGGCUCACUGCAACUAACAUCCCUCAGUCUCUCCAAGCCUGUCUCUAAGGCUGGCCAUCUCUGAAAGCCUCCUCAUCAUUUCAGUGGGUGUCAGCCAUGCUCUCUGUUCUCAGGCUGCCUCCUGGGUCAGGUUUUCUUUCCGGGUGCUCUUUAGUGGGUUCUGGAAUGCAAUAGAGAGCUUUUGUGGGCAGAAUAAUAAAGUGUAUUGGCUUUGGCUCUCGCCUA
Molecule: messenger RNA, 2139 nt
Organism: Canis lupus familiaris (dog)
Lineage: Eukaryota; Metazoa; Chordata; Mammalia; Carnivora; Canidae
Gene: KRT35
Product: keratin 35
Exons: 8
Coding region: 419-1786 (455 amino acids)
Molecular function (GO): structural molecule activity
Source: RefSeq, a predicted model, not a curated record